UCUACAACGGUCUAUUUAAUGACACCAUGGCUGGCUAUAUAGCUGCUCGAGUCACAAGAUCUGUCGCUGUGUCGGAAUCAUGUUAGGAAACAUCGCGCUUCUCGUGUUGUCGUGUGCCGCCUGCCAGGCCUUCAUAUUAGGGAGAAAUCAGUCUCACUGGGAUGGUUUAAAAGUGACAUGGAGCAUCAAUCCCUUGACCAUGUUCCAGGGUGUACCCAGAACCAUACCGGAAGCGACCAGUCACGGAUGGGUCAAGAUGGACACUGGCACCACCUGUCAAAACGGCCCAUUCCUCGGCGAGAGGUUCUGGAAGGACGGAGACCUGGGUGUGAUCCUGUUGUUUGACGUCCAUGGUUACAUAGCGGGCAUACAGGCAGGGAUCGAGAAGAAUUACAGCCCCAACCCGAACCACUUCCCGUUCCCUCCCCUGGUGAGCCACCCAAUGGUGGCACAUGGGACCCGCUUCUACAUCACAGCCUACUUUGUUCCGACAGAUAAGAUCUGCAGUACCGGACGUACCGAGACGGAGUUCCGGACGCAGGGCACGGGGAGUGGUCUGUGGAUCCAGAACGGAACGAACCCGCUGACGGACUCAAGGGCCAUCCCCAUGACCAUUGAGGCUGCCCGCGUUAGUCGGUGGACCGAGGGAAAGUGCUUCGCUACCAUGGGAGUACAUUUCUGGUAUAAUAUCCACAAGGACAUGUCGUGUGAAAACUUUUACCCGAUGUUCCUGCUCUACAAUGGCGGCGUUCUAAACGGUUUCGGUUGGGCGUUUAUGAUGAACAUCCAGUCAUCCAAGCGUCUGGAACAUCCGGGCCAGAACGUAUAUGCAAGCUUCAUGAAGGAGGUUCCCACGUGUAUGAAUAGUAUGGGGACGAUAACCACGCUGCACAUAUACCUAACGAGCAGCGCCACGGCCGACAACUGCUAGCUAGCCGACGACGUUAUCACGUGACGGAAAGUGUCCAAUCCAGUGAGCAGCUUGUGGGUUUCCGGAAGAACAAAUAUGACCUUUUACAAAGUGUGUACACAAUUGAACACAGCGGGGAUUAUUUCGUGUUUUUACCUAACUUUUGGUUAUGUAAAUAAGUUCACAUUAUGCAUCAGUCAAUAAAUAAAAUGCACCUUA
This is a messenger RNA of Dreissena polymorpha, 1129 nucleotides long. RefSeq lists its product as uncharacterized. The transcript has 8 exons. Lineage: Eukaryota; Metazoa; Mollusca; Bivalvia; Myida; Dreissenidae. The record is from RefSeq and is a predicted model, not a curated record. The coding region runs from base 80 to 931 and encodes 283 amino acids.